This is a messenger RNA of Ilex paraguariensis (yerba mate), 648 nucleotides long. Lineage: Eukaryota; Viridiplantae; Streptophyta; Magnoliopsida; Aquifoliales; Aquifoliaceae. The record is from the annotation of a GenBank genome assembly.
GAUGUUCCUUAUAAACCACAGGAAUAUUAUGUUGAGACACGCAAAUGUGAGCCGGAUGCUGGUGAGGAUGUUGUGAAGAUAUGUGAGAGGCAAAGAGCUUUGAUGUUCUUUGCCGUAUUUGGGUUUGACUGGGUUAUGCUGGGCUUUCUGAAGUCAAUAAUCAUAACCAGUUCUUAUCCACUUAGGUUCCAUGUGUUUGGUAUUGGACAACUCUCCGUUGGAUUUAGUGUUCAAAUUGAAGUGAAGACAAAGUCAACAUUGUCGAUUGUGGUUGUGGGUCCUGAGAAUAGAACUGCAACAUCCAGUGAUAAUUUUCUUCGGGUGAAUCUUAUUGGAGAUUACGUUGGGUACACAAACAUUCCAUCAUUUGAUAAUUACUACCUUGUUAUUCCGAGGCAGAAGGGCAAAUUGGCUGUGGUUGAGGCUGGUGGCACAGGUCAACCACAAAAUUUGGGGAGCAAUUUUUCUAUGUGGAUGCUGCUUGAAAGAGUCAGGUUCACCUUAGAUGGCCUUGAAUGUAACAAAAUUGGUGUCAGUUAUGAGGCCUUCAAUGGACAGCCAGACUUUUGCUCUGCACCAUUUUGGAGUUGCUUGCAUAACCAGCUGUGGAAUUUCUGGGAUGUUAGUACUUCCAACAGAAAUUUAUAA